AUGCCAUCUCCUGCGACGCCGCGUGCCUCCAAAGGAGCAACAAAGCCGACCCCAAAGGUCCUGGAUAUCGGAGAGCCCCUGGGGCUGCACGACACCAAUACCGUUCGCUCGCGAGUGCGAAAAUGGCAACAACAAGGUGGCGGUGUGGUGACUGUCGACGACCCCUACGCCGACGAUGAAAAUGAACCGAAACCAAAAGCGAAGCCGGCCAAGGCCAAGGCCGAAAAGCUGGAACAGCCCAAAGAAAAGCCCAUGCAGACGAGAAAGCGCAGCCACAGUACCCCGCGUAAACGAGUGGUGAGCGACGAACAUUGGAAGCGAACGCGGAAUCGAGCUUCGACCCAGUCCUCGCGUAACUUGCCCCCGCCCAAGCGCAUUUCGGAAUACACCACCAAUGAGGGACAACCCAGGGUGUCACGGCACAAACGGGUAGACAGCGAGGAUGAGAGCGACCUGGGUCGCGAUCUGCCUCGAUUCCAGGUCAAGCGGGGGACGGGGCCUAGGUCUCCUGUGCGAGACCCGAGAUCUGCUCGAAAGACCAUCGAUACAAUCACCGAGAGUGACUACGAAACAGACAACGGCAAAACGGUGGAACCUUCGGUCAUAUCGGAUCGACUCAAGACACGUUCACCUCCACCGGAGGAUGCUUGGGCUACGAGCGAGGCGGACUUCUCUGAACUAUCGAAGCGACGGGCACGCGGUGCGCCAAAGCCGCCCAAGGGUGGUAUCUUUGCUCAUAUGAUUGACGAGUCGAAGAAGAUCUUCGCCAAAGCGGAACCAGAACCCCCGAGGCCAACGCCAACACCGACUACUGGUCGCGGGGCCAAGAUUGAGGCCUGGCUUUCGGAUACACAAGAUCCGUUCAUGGAAAGAGAUGACAAGAGUGAUAUGCCUGCCCCUCUCGAUCUCAAGUCUGGUCGAGCCCGGCGAUCGCAAAAGCUCGCGGAUGGAGAGUCGCCCGGUACCCAGUCUGAGCCAUCCAUGACUAGUGAGCGUCCAAAGAGUUCCGAAUCUCGCCCGAAAAGCGCUAUUAGCCGGCAUUCAAAAGGGAAAGACUCCGUCUCCUCGACAGACAAGCCAACGAAAUCGCAAGAUCGAGAGACGGCAGAGCCAAAGCGCGUGAGCACCGAUCAUUCAACCAAGCCAGCUGCGAAGACCAAGGAAGCCUCUGCUCAAGAGAAGCCACGCAAAGAGAGCAUCGGAAAAUCUGGGUCUGAAUUGCAGCCCUUCUCAGACGACGGCUCUGAGGUUUCCGCCAACAAUGCCCCUGUGCCGCUUGGUCGCAAGAAGCCAUUCCCAAGUACUGGCUAUAACCGACUCUCGACAAUUGCAUCCUCCGAAACCCUGAGCACCACAAUAUCAGAAAUCACCUUGCCUGUACAAAAGUCUACACCUGCAGAGAAGCGCGUACCAUCACUGGCCGAAGAGCCCGAGGACGCUGAGGAGGCUGAGAAAACAGAUCAGUUCGAUCCUGACUCGCUCCCUGUUGUCUCUUCCCAAUUGAAAAGACGAUUGACUACUCAUAAUGAUCUCAUGUCAGUCCUGUCAGUGUCGGUUUCUCGAAGAGGAAGUACCCGCUCAAACCGAAGCAUACGGACUAAUAAGAGCCGUCUUGCCGCCGCAACGGUCGAAGAUUUGCUUCAUGAGCUAUCAGGCGACGAGACAAAGUACAUGCGCGAGUUGAAGACCCUGGUCGGGGGUGUGAUUCCAGUUCUUUUGACCUGUGUACUCUCCCGUUCUGACUCGGCGAUUGCAGCAGGAUUGUUCCGGCCGUCUUUAGAUCCCGAAGAUGACGUGAACUUUUCCAAGCCCAUCGUCAAUAUGGGCGUGGCGAUCGAGCGACUGAAGAACCUCCACAAGCGUAUCCCGCAGGAUAACGCAGAUGCUCUCCUGACUUGGGCACAGGGUGCCCAGAGGGUGUAUCGUGAGUACCUCAAAGCAUGGCGUCUUGGUUUCAAGGAUGUCAUCGUCAAUCUUGCUCCUUUGGAAGAAGGCGAUGACAAAGACGCCGAUACAAAGAGCCUGGAUGAAGGCUUAGAACGUGAUGAGAACGGUGAUAUCAUCGACGCAGACGGAGGCAAGGUCGAUGUGGCUUAUUUGCUGAAGCGGCCGCUGGUUCGGCUCAAAUAUCUGGCCAAGACCUUCAAGGGCAUCAAUGUGCUCGAGCCAACCCCCAAGGCCGAAGAGACGGCUGUCGCAUAUCAGAGCCUUGUGGCUGAUGCUAGGAAGCGUGUGCGGGACGAAAGGGCGAGGCUGGAAGAUGAUUCUGCUGCUAGUAUCGACCCUACCCGAACACGAGAUCCAAUGACCCUAGGUGUCCUACAUGGUAUUGCCAUUGAUCAGUCUCGCCGCGUUCGUGCCCGUGACUUCUUUGGUCUGUCUCUGUAUCAUUCCAGUGGACAGCUCGUGGACUGUCGUGCCGAAUUACUCUAUCGAGACAACACCUCAAGCAAGGGCCCUGGAGGCGACCUUCUUAUUUGUGAGAUAGAUCAUUCGGAUCGUUGGCUUUUAUUCCCUCCAAUGGACCUUCGAUGUGUGUCAGCUCGCCGGGGCGAAUCUAAGCAUGAGAUUGUCAUCAUGUUGCGCAGCGCCCCGGAUGACCCUACAAAGUACUGGCAAGAGCUGAUUUCACUCCGCAUUGACGAAGAAGAAGUUGGAACCGAAUGGAUAUCGCUCUUGGGAUCGGAUCCUGUCCCUCCAUCAAUUUGUCGAAGCCAAAGCUUCAUCAGCCGCGCCAAGCAGAACAAGGCUCGAAAGCCCACAAACAGUUCCUCGCCAAAGCCAAACCCCAGUGAUGUUGAUAUUCCAAUUGGCGAGAAAGCUGCUAAGCGGCGUUCCCUCACACAGAAGGAACACUUCUCUGAGCCAAGCACGAUAAGCUCCGCUGCCGACGGACGAAGCUCCAUGUACUCCGCUGCUACCAAGGACACUGAAUACACAGCCGCUAGCUCAGAACUGUCCGGGAAGCCCGUCCGCCCAGACUUGCCUCUUCUUCCUUCAACCGACGCGAGAAACCCAUCAUCUAGCCCCGAUAAGAGCUCCACAGGUCUCAAGCGGUCCAAGGCCAAGCGGUUCUCAAGAUAUGGUGAUACACCAGGUGAAUCCGGAUCCCCGAAAAGUGCUGUUUCCGAGAAGGGCCCCGAAAAGCCUUUUGAGAAUGUGCCCGACGAGAGUGUCGCUGCAUCCCCUCAGCCCAGCACGCCAACGGGUGCCAGAUUCUAUGGCAGUGAUGCGGAUCAGUCUCCCAGCAAGGCGGCCCCAAGAGAGAAGUCACGCUCGCGCAUACCCCAGCCUCAAAAGACUCCCGUCAAGGAGCCUGAGCCGGAAUCUCCAAGGGUUUCAUCUGUGCCCUCGACAACCCUUCCGUUGAUCCCCAAGAUCCGGACACCGAGUAGCCAAACCCAUCUGUCCACUCCAACAAGCCUUGGCCCUGAAGAGGAGGAAGACUACCCUCCACUUGAGUCCCUGCCUAAACACCAGGAACUUCCUGAAACACCUUCGAGAACCAGAAGAAAGAAGUCGCGCAGACGUCCGAGAUAUGAUGACAGUCCUCCACCUCCCCCGCCUCACCGAUCAUCUAGCCCUGCCAAUGACAAGCGCUCGAGUGCCCCGGUCCUCACCUCUAGUGGCGGGCUCAAGAGACGUGGUUCUUCGCCUCUUAAGCACGAAUAUGAACCAUCAACUGCAUCCGACUACUCCGAGACAGACUCAGAUGCGUCCACAGUGCGCCACUACUCCUACUCUUCAUCCGAAUACUCGAGGUCAGCAGACUUUACCGACUCCGAAGAUGACUAUUCAUCGGUGUCUGAAGACGAUGACUAUGACGAUACCCCGAAGCCAGACAUUCCUGAUGCAGCAACGGAAGCCAAUUCCCUCUCGCAUUCCAACUCUGCAUCCCAAAGCGGCUACCGCGCUGUGCCUCUGCAGCCAACCAAGACAUCCAAGGCAAUUGCAUCUGUCUUUGCCUGGUCUAACAAGGGCAGCUGGGAGACUUUGAUUCCUGAUGAAUGCACUAUCGUCGUUAGCCCUGGCUUGAUCGAGGCCUUCACCUUGGGAUCCGAGCCGGAUCCAAACUCAGACUCCGAAUCCUCGAGGCCACUCAUCUCCCUCGAGCUGACACCUCUCGUUCCCAUCCGCCGCGGAACAGCCAUUGACAUUAGUGUCCGCUCCCCGCCUACCGAGCGAUCCAAGAUCACCUCAAGUAACAACAUCAUGUUCCGCUCCCGUAGCCCGGAUGAGUGCGACGCCCUCUAUGGCCUCAUCAACCAAUCCCGCAUCAACAACCCAACCUACAUUGCCCUCCAGAAUGCCCGAGGCCCCUUCAACGACAACGCACCGGUCUUCGAACCCGCCGCCAAGUCAGGCGGCCUCUUCGGCUGGCCCCGUCGUCGCAAGAGCUACCGUGCCUCCAGCUCUCCCCGUUCUCUAGCCGAAGGCUCAGAAAGCAGUGUUGGAACAAUGAGCUCCGCCUUCUCAGCCCUUAAGCGCUUUGGAGCCUCCAGCAAAAUGUUCAACAUCUCCCGCUCGACAAUCGAAUCCCGCCGCGAAGGAUCCGUCUACUCGGAAUCCAACGCACCAAACGCAAACACAGGCAUCGGCCGCAUCGCGGCCGCAAUCAAGGGCGCCGACGGAAUCGGUCUCUCAAAUGCUAAGAUUCGUCUCUACGCUCGCGAAUCUGCCUCCAAGUGGCGCGAUCUCGGCGCUGCUCGCAUGACCAUUAUGCCUGCGCCACCUGCCACUACCCCCCGUCCUAGUACUAGUAGGAGUGACUCGAGUAUUCAGCCCGAUGAAUCUUCGCCUCCGGCUUCUGGUGCGGCGUCCCCGCGUCGUGCGAUGGAGGCCGAAAAACGGAUCGUCAUUCGUGGUAAGACGCGCGGCGAGACGAUGCUGGAUGUUUGUCUUGGUGAAGAUGCAUUUGAGCGCAUUGCUCGGACUGGUAUUGCGGUUUCGAUUCGUGAAGAGAAUGAGGAGGAAGGUGUUGCGCAGAAGGGUGGGGUGGCUACUGGGUCUGGCAAGAUCUACAUGAUUCAGAUGAAGAGUGAGGCCGAGACGGCUUAUACUUUUGGUCUUGUUGGAAAGCUGCGGUAUUGA
Penicillium olsonii is the source of this 5091-nucleotide messenger RNA. NCBI's taxonomy places the organism in Eukaryota, Fungi, Ascomycota, Eurotiomycetes, Eurotiales, Aspergillaceae. The record is from the annotation of a GenBank genome assembly.